ACAGACUAAUUUGAAUUUCACUGCCGCAAAUAUAUACAGAGGGAAUACUUCGUACUCGUAUAAUAAGUAUAAAAUCAAUUAGCAAAGGGCUAAUCGACCGACGUCGUGUUUGCCCGUUUGUUUUCACAUUUUUCUCUCGAUCGCACGCGUUGCACAACAAGUCAUAUCGAUUUCAUUCCAAUCUAAAAUUAAAGGCUUCGGAAUCAAUUUAACCUCUGAUAUCGAUUUGCAGAAGCGAUGAGCAAGCCUUGGGGACAAUCAAAGAAGUCGUAUGCGUACCAGUGCAGUUCGGUCUUUCUUGUACAGCCGAAGCGUGAUCGCGACCUAAAAACCGUAGACAAUUGCAAAAAGUCUCGUAAAGCUCUGACGAUAAGUCAACGUUUAUACAGUUCGCUUGCAUUAUGCGUGGCACGACCUACGUUCAUUGUCCAAAUUAAUUGUCGGGGAAGGAUAAAGUUUGCGUAGGUACAUGGUCCGAAAUAACUCGACGUAUAACACGACACGCGAUCAUCUCCUAUGUGCGCAAUAGUGAAUCGGCGAUAGAGAAGUGCACACAAGCUCGGUUGGCGAUGAAUAAAAGUGCCGAAUUAGAAGCAUGCGAGGAACGUUAGGCCGUCACUGAUCAAAGCGCAUCCGGUAGGGAGGUCGGCUCGUAUCCCGGUGAUCAGUUUAAAUCCAGCGGUCUGAGAAGAAAUAUAUAAUAGACGUACCUACAUUAAUUGGGUAUAAAAUUUUUCAGUGUAUAUUUAUAACAGGUUUCGUCUGAACUGCGUUUUCCUUGCCAUCGUAUAUGUAUACGUAUAUAAUAGCGACAGAGUGAUUUACGUUCGAUUUGAAAGGUGAGCCCGCGAUCGGUGCGGAUAAAUUUAGGAAAGUAAUCGAGUUUAAAAAGUUGCGAAGAGACGUCGUGAUGGGCCAGGGGAUGCAUUUGCCCGGCGGAAUGACGAAGCAGGUGCUUUACUUGUUUGCACUACAAAUCGUGAUAAUCGUGCUAAUGGGCACGCUCAUGAAAUAUGACUCGGAGGUCAGACCCAAAAGUAGAAGUGACAAGAACUCGACCGAUCCGGACAACAAGAACGGCCAGAUCAGGAUCUACCCAAUGUAUCAAGAUGUCCACGUGAUGAUAUGGGUUGGAUUCGGUUUUCUGAUGACUUUUCUACGAAAAUACGGACAGAGCGCGGUUGGCCUCACAUUUCUCGUCGCUGCAAUUUUGAUCCAAGUCGCAAUACUCUGUCAGGGAGUAUUGUACCUGUCGAAAGAAUCCGGCAAAGCACCAUUGUCCUUGCAAAGUCUGCUCAGCGCCGAUGUCGCCGUGGCCGCGCCCUUAAUUUCCAUGGGAGCACUUUUGGGAAAAACGACUUACACGCAGCUGAUAGUCAUGGGAGUGAUAGAACUUGUUGUAUACACUGUCAACAAGUACAUAGGAGAGCAUCACUUCAGGGCGGUCGACGCUGGAGACAGCAUGUACGUUCACGUAUUCGGGGCGUACUUCGGUCUAGCCAUUAGCUUCGUUCUCGGGUACAAGGAAGCACCGAAGGAGCAUCCCUUGGAAGGUUCCAACUAUCAGUCGGACAUAUUUGCGAUGAUAGGUACGAUAUUUCUCUGGCUGUUCUGGCCCUCCUUCAACAGCGCCGCGUUGCACGGCGACGAUCAGCAGAGAGCGAUAAUCAACACUUUACUCUCGAUAGCCGGCAGCUGCGUUGCAGCGUUUGCAACGUCGGCCCUUGUAUCUAAAAACAAUAAAUUCAAUAUGGUUCACGUACAAAAUUCAACCCUCGCCGGGGGUGUUGCCGUUGGCACAGCAGCAGGGAUGAUGUGCGAACCCUUCGGUGCACUUAUAAUUGGAUCUAUUGCGGGAGCUCUCAGCGUUCUCGGCUACAGAUACUUGACGCCAUUGAUACAAAAAUUCUUACGAAUUCAUGACACCUGUGGCGUUCACAAUUUACACGGGAUGCCCGGUGUUCUUGCCGGAAUAUUCGGAGCGCUUAUGGCGGGCCUCGCGACGCUGGAAGACUAUCGUUAUUCGCUCUACGAGAUAUUCGAAGCAAGAGCUCCUUCGUCGCCAAAAGAGUUGGGUGAAAUCAAUGAUGAUUAUCCGGUAAAACCGGGUCAGGAUAGAACGGCUGGCCAGCAAGCGGGAUAUCAGUUGCUAACGCUCCUGGUUACCAUAUUAAUUGCAAUUGUCACGGGACUAGUAACAGGGUUUAUUAUUAAGUUGCCAAUUUUGGGUACUAUUCCGGAAGAAUUGAAGUUUGACGAUGCGGCAAACUGGGAACUAGAAGAGGAGCAAACAGAUCGAAAGGAGGAAAAUCGAAGCGUAGACGAACAGUUACCAAUGGGUUCCAUUUAAUGAAUCAAUGUUGAGGAGAAUUAGAAAAGGGUUGCAAGUGCCAGUGACAAGAAAUUUGGAAAAAAAAAACCGAGAAGAACCAUUUUUUCUUUUUUUAUUUUUUUCUCGCUGCAGCGUUAUUCAUCGCUUGAAUUUGCCUGUGGAAUUUAUUACGAAAAAAUGGCACUUAAAGCCCUAGUUAAUUGAACUCCUCAACUGUCAACGGAGGACGACAGUAAGUAACGUGAGUAUACGAUACAUGACUGGAUGACUGUGAAAUCCACGCGUACAUAUUAUUCAAAUUCGUUUUAUCGUAAGAAUAAUAAAUAAUGAACGAAUGCAAUUUCCGCGCUGUAAAUGGAGCUGCGUACACAGGAAAAAAUAGCAAGUCACCGAACCUUGAGAACAGUUUUACCAAAUCCUCAAUUACUCGAAAUGUAACGCGUGUUCAGUAGAUCGGUUCAAUUUUACCUUAGUGAUUAUUGACAAAUGACCAUAAAAUAAGAAUUACAUUUAUUUUUAUUAAACUUUUCUUAUAAAAUUGUUCGUUAAAUGUAUCUAUACAAUAAAUAAUCAUUUUCAUCUACUAUUACAUUAUAACCCUAAAAAUGUCACAAAGAGAAUUUGCAACGGUAUACUCUUCACCGUUUUAUGGAGUAAAAAUAAUAAAUUGUUGAAACCUUGUUUUAUAGACGUCAUAAAACGAAUAACGUAUUAAAUGGACGUCGUAAUUAUUGCAUAUCUUAAAUUUUACCAUGUUACAGAAUAAUCCUUACUGUGAAAUUUGGAAAAGCGAAAUAUAUUUUGAUGUUAUACCUAUGCUCGUAUGUCUGUUGUAUGUCCGUGUCCGUGUGUUUCAGUAUAUGUAAUGCAUCGUAAUGAAAUGUAUAAUUAACAACA
Messenger RNA from Neodiprion virginianus, 3229 nucleotides. RefSeq names its product ammonium transporter Rh type A (gene Rh50). Gene Ontology annotation, biological process: ammonium transmembrane transport; ammonium homeostasis. The transcript is spliced from 10 exons. Gene Ontology annotation, molecular function: ammonium channel activity. Gene Ontology annotation, cellular component: plasma membrane. The record is from RefSeq and is a predicted model, not a curated record. The coding region runs from base 911 to 2350 and encodes 479 amino acids. NCBI's taxonomy places the organism in Eukaryota, Metazoa, Arthropoda, Insecta, Hymenoptera, Diprionidae.